AUGAUGGCAUGGAAGUCAUCGGAUACAAACACCAAGGAGGUUCUCCUCGAUGCACUUUCAGCCCUACAAUCUCAGCAGUUCCCCGCCACGCAGGCUCGCAGAUCCCCAGAUUGGCCCGAACUGAUUCGCUCGGGGCGUAAAAAUGUCAGUCCGUGGGCUUGGACCCCUCUAAAAAGCUCCACCGCGUCGGGCUGGGACUGGACAAAGGAAGGGGAGGUCACGGGUGGGACUGUGUGCGACAAGCUGUUUGGCUUUGGCUUUGGCUUUGGGUUUGGGGACACGAAAGCGAUCAAAGCAACACCGCCGACAGGACACGGCAGAGCACACAAGGCUGACGACUCGACUCGACUCGACUCGACAUCUUUGCGAACCGACGACUUGCUGCGCUUCCCCCAAGAAUAUGCGCAUCAGCCUGACCGAUUCCUCUCCAUUGCGACCCGCCUAUGCUUGGACCCUUUGCUUCCCAUUGCUCCCGCGAGGGUGAAGGCGCUGCUGCUGCCCCUCGGGAAGAUCAAGGCGGCUAGAUUCGCGAGCUUUGCCGAAAGGCUGCAAGCCGAGCAUGUCGUCCAGCUCAGGGAUAUCAGCGCCGAUGGGCGACCCAACAGGAACAUGUUCUCGCCAUUGGCGUAUCCCGACGGCGCAAUGCUCUACGACCUCAUCGCCCACGUCCCUCCCCCCUCGCACCUCGCCCUCUCGCCCUUCGACCUCUUCCGAGAACCAAUGGCCGUCAUCGCAAUCGCCGACGGCACCGAGCUAGGCGACGUGACAUAUAGCAAGAGAAACUCUAUGAAUGGAAAGGGGCCGACACCGGUGGAGAAGAAUAUCAGGGCUCUGUACCAGGAGCUGGAAGAGCUACGAGACAAUUACCCCAAAGCUCUCAUCCACCGGGUGCUCAUCUUCGAUUAUGUCUCACCACCUCAUGAAGUGCCUAUACCCGAGGGCAUGGCGGCGAUCCCUCCUCCCGAGGAGUCAAAACGAACCACGAUGAAGACGGUCAUGUGCGACAUAUCAUCGCUGUUGCUGGCUGAGAUGACGACACUGGGGAAAUCGUACGAGGCGAUGACGGCGAUUGAGUCUCCGGGGGGGUAUUCGCUGGCCAGACAGCUGAGCACCACCUCGUGGGGCCCCGAUGCUACCUCGCCGACCAGCUUUACUAGGCGGAAUUCCCAGUUUGCCAUACCGCAGCACCUCCAGCGCUCAAGUUCCGCUACGGGCUUGGAUCGAUCUGGCGGGCGCCUCUCGCUGCCCCCGGCUCCCACAGGAGGGAGCUCCAGCGUCUCGACGCCAGGCCGCCCGUCCACGCCCCUGAAGAGCAACCUAUCCAGCCCUCCCCUGAGCGCGGACGAUUUUUCUAGUGCUUCGAGCCAGAGACCGGAGUCGCCCGAAACUCACCCAAAGCCCGAUUUGGCUGAAGAUGCAAACCGCGUUUCUGUACAAGGAUUCGGGCCUGGAGGGGCAAACGAUCGGUGGCGACUCAAAGGAAAAGGCAGGUCGGCCAUUGUCAUAGGAUCCAUGUACCUUCAGGCUGGUCGUUGGGGCGACUCGCUGAAGGAGCUGAGCGAGGGAGCCACCGCGGCUAAAUCUUUGAACGACCAUAUCUGGCACGGAAAAGCAUUGGAGUUGAUUCUUAUGAACCUGUUGCUUCUCGGUUGGUCAGGAUUGACCUUUCAAAUUCCGAUGGUUUGUCUGCCCACGCAAGAUAAACACUCGUCGAUGAAGCCGGAACCAGAAAAUGCGGACCAAGAUCAACCCAGGCACCUUCGGUAUCUCCAGGCUCUUCUCCCCGAGCUUUUGGAACGGAUUGUAGGCCUCUAUUCUAGGAUAUCAGCCGAAAAUGUCCCCCAUUUGCCAUUGGCGGAGACCGUUAUUCGAUUCAGCAAGAUCCUAUCGGCCAUGCAUUUCUGCGACGGCAAACUCAACCAAAAGGCGUUUGAUAUGAUUGUGAAUGGGAAAGGAUUGGACAAGGAUCUCACAACGUCGCCCCGGCUACUAAUAACACCCUCGAGGCAACAUAUUUUAACUCUUUUAUUCAAGGCAUUCCCUUCCACGGCCACGGAAUUGCUGACUACCGUUGAUCGGAUAUCCAUUCUGAGCGGCAUUGCAGCCGUGCUGGGCCCCCUAGGCUAUCAUCGGAAGAAGGCCAUGGUCACUCGUGAACUGGUUUCGGUCCUCAUCGGAGGACUCGUCGAAGCAAGAACACGCGGAGCCGCGGACGCUGGGGUUCAUCCCGCUGCAGGUCUCGUGGCGCUGACGCCAGGUGGCAACUCGCAGGGUGCGACCGGAGCGAUGGCACUGGACUUGGCCGAGGGAGACAUUGAGCAGGGCAUAGAGGCUUUCCUCGAACUCCUCUGCAAGUCAUACGGGGUUGUUGGGUUCGAUCGGGCGAAGCCCCGGCGGCAGUCUCUCCGAGAAGGAUUCGACGACUCGGACGAUGCCGUGAUUGCUCGCAUCCGUGGUCAGAUGAAGACGAGAUUUUUCGGCUUUCCCGAUAUCAAGCUCAAUAUUUUACGAGCGUGCAUCAACUUUUCAGAAGCCUUGCCAGACUUCAACGGGGUUCUCAAGUUUUCUAGUGAUUUGAUGCGCACAGCUGGAUCUGGCGUCGCCCCGGGGCCUCGCCGCGAAGAUGCAUUUCCAAAGAUUCACAGAGAUGAGCAGAUCCGCCUGGUCAGCAACAUCUCCCGCACCUCGAAUCUGGUCAAGAGGUUGGGCAUGUCCCACUUGACGGCUGAAUUCUGGGACGAGUUUCUUGUUCGGGAGAUCAAACUGGAGCCGCUCCCAAGUACCCUGGUCCCAAUCCCCCACGCUCGUAGCGUUUUGCCAGGAGCAGCGACAAUCCGUACGUCGCAGGAUGUCAACCCAUUCAUCUAUAACCCAUUCUUGAAAGAACCGGAUGAGACAGCUGCAAACCUGGUUGCUGGCGAACCGGCCAAAUUCAGAGUAACAAUCCAAAACACCUAUGACGUUGAGUUGGAUAUCGAAAGUAUACGUUUAGAAACCGACGGUGUCGACUUCGAAGCCAUGAAGGAGAGCGCCAUCAUUGGUCCCUACCGAACGCAAGCCGUCCGACUACAAGGCAUAGCCAAAGAGUCCGGGUCCAUCACAGUGACAGGGGCAAUCAUCAAGGUGAAAGGUUGCAGGGAAAGGAGGUUUGCCGUCUUUCCCAAGCAUUGGAAGCCUUACCAGGAAGAUAAAAUCAAGGUCAAGGGUAUUGCAUCAGUGUCUGCCCCUACGAUGUCGGGCAAGUAUCACGAUCAGCCUCUGGAGCCGUUUAGCCUCGACCUGAACGUUACCCAGCCCCAGCCACUCGUGAUUGUCAAGUCGACGACACUUCCGCAGUCUUCAGUUAUGAUCUUGGAGGGCGAGAGGCAAAUCUUUUCCGUUACGUUACAAAACCAGUCAACUACCCCUGUUGACUUUAUGCUCUUCUCUUUCAAGGACUCUACCCAGGAGCCUCUGCAGACAGCUCUUGCAAACAGAGAUGCUACACCGGCGGAAUUAUAUGAGUAUGAGCUGAUAUUGAUAAAGAAACAAGCUCUUCGACUACCACACAACCAGCAGAGCCGCAACAUCGCCCCCGGAGGUGAAGCGACGUUUGAGUUUGAGAUCCUUGGCAAGCCCGGACUGACACAUGCAACGAUUCAAAUCGACUACACAUACCUCGGAGUUCCCCGUGAUCAAAUCAAAGAGGACUUUUACACGCGGCAGAUGUCUGUGCCCUUGACGGUUACGGUCAACGCAAGCGUCGAGCUGGCAAGGAUAGAUGUGCUUCCUAUGCAUGGCUUGAUCCCGCAGCCCUUGUGGGAGCGUCUGGGGGGCACCAAACCAAUAAAACCCGACGAAUACUGCCUGUUAUCCGUGGACCUGCGAAAUGCCUGGCCUAGCCAAAUGGCGGUCCACCUUCAAAACGAAGACGGCAUGGCUGUCGAAGAGGGCAUUCUACCGGGCAAGACAAGCCGAAUCAUCAUACCUGUGAAGCGGGUCUACCUAGAAGACCCGCACGCCUCGAUUCCAAGUCUUAACCCAUCCAAAAACAAGCAGUUUGUCGUGAGUACCAGUAAGAUCUCGCCCGAGAUGGAGCGAGCCAAUCGAGAGGCGUUUUGGUAUAGAGAGAGGAUCCUCGAGUGCUUGAAGGCGACUUGGAGGACAACGGCCGUGCCGAAACGAAACGGCAGCGUUGAGCUCCGCAACAUCCGCCUCACUACCCGCAUGAUUGACAUUGUCAAGGUGGGCGAGGUUGGCAUAGAUAUUUCGGUGGAGCGCCCCGGCGAAAGCGAGAGCAGCAUCAAGACAGCAUUUGUGGAUGAGUUUGUACAAGUGCGGGUGCGGGUCACGAACAGGACAAGCCGCCCGGUGAGCUCGCUGGUCAGACUCCUACCAGCUCUAUGCCAUCGCUCAGUCAAUAUCGCGCUUGACUAUACGCGCAAGUUUGUGUGGAACGGCACGCUGCAGCAACUUUUACCGGAGCUCCAGGGCGGCGCCAGCACAGACUUUGUCAUUGGAGUGUCGGCGCUCUGCAGAGGAGAGUUUGAGCUCACGGCGUCGGUCGAGGAAGUUCAGGUGUGGGAAGAUGGCGGCGAGCAGCCCCAGGAACGGCCGCAGUCGGACAACACGCAACCGAGAGGGGAUGCGGCGAUUGGCAUGAAGGAGCGGAGGAUGUGGCAUUCACGACGACCAUGUAUACUGACGGUGAAAGACAGCGAUUGA
This is a messenger RNA of Trichoderma aggressivum f. europaeum, 4704 nucleotides long. RefSeq lists its product as uncharacterized. NCBI's taxonomy places the organism in Eukaryota, Fungi, Ascomycota, Sordariomycetes, Hypocreales, Hypocreaceae. The record is from RefSeq and is a predicted model, not a curated record. The transcript has 4 exons. The coding region runs from base 1 to 4704 and encodes 1567 amino acids. Gene Ontology annotation, cellular component: trans-Golgi network.